CAAAAGAACCCGCAGACGGGAGAAGAUGAGACUAUUCAGAUUUCCCAGCAGCGUGAGGACCGCUGGGUGAUGGAUGAGUACCUUGAAUGGUCCACAAAAAAGGUAGACGGAGAUAUUCAGGUAGUGAGCUUCACCUGUGAGGGUCCGGAGUAUUGGGAAGAGCUAGCUAAGCAUAACCCCAUUCUCACGGAAACCGCCAUCAAGAAACCCGCGCCACAAGAGUUUGAGAGAAACAACAAGAUCCUCAACAUUUACAAGAAGCUGAAUCCUGAUUUCGCAGAUCAGAUCAAAGGUGACGAUCUGGUCAAGGAAGAUGGAACCUAUGACAUCUUUAACAAAUGGAACGGUCACACCAACACUGGUACAAUUGCUCACCUGAUCCAAAUCAACAACAGCCUCAGUGCUGAGAUUGAUAUUGCUGCUCAAGCUACUGUUACUCGAACUGAUUUGGUGUAUGGAGAACCCAUCACAAACAUGAUUACACUUUGUGGAGAUGGAUCUUCCUACGGUAACCCAGGAAGAAAUUCUGAUCCCACUAUUGGUGCAGCAGUCAACGAAGUCUGUCGUCUUGCCCACGAUAAAGUACUUCCAAUCCCAGCAACCAUCUCAGUCAAAGACCCCGUAGCUCUGUACAUCUACGACGCGGACUUCUCUUCUUUCCUACUUGAUCGCACAGGCAAGCGACGAGGAAAUGUCCGAGAAAUGAGCCCUGUACCAGAUGGUGUCUUCGACUGGUGUGAUCGUGGUGAUAUUACCCAGAACAUGGGACUGCAUCUCCGAGUCUCGAUCCCCAAGGGCCUGAAAACAGAUGAUGGCAGCCGCGACCUUAAUGUCAGCGAUCUUUUUGACCAAAACAACGGCGGCCGUUACGUUCACUACGGAAGUCAGUUUGCAGACUACAUCUUCAUGAGUGUCUCUGGUAUCGUAGGUCCCAAGCCAGCGAAAGCAUCCAAGCAGUGGCCGGGAAAACCUCAGCCUGCGAUUACGUACACUGAGCCGUAUGUGCAGAAGCCGAUUAUUGAGCCAAAGGUUCAGGGAGCGCCUCCAAGAAUUGCUAUCACAAGUAAGAUGAUGGCUUUGGAGAGUGGUGAGGUCAAUGCUGUCGUAACGACAUCUGAUCUCAAGGUAAUGGAGGUUAGAGGAGCGGCGAAGGAGGGACCACCAGACUACAUGGGUAUGCCGGAGCCUAGUCCUCCAAAUGGGCCGGACUUCCAAUCCAUCAAGCCAAAGAUCAUCUAUUAGAAAGAUUUCCAGGCAUUUACCCCGUUGAGCUAGAUAUGUCGUCAUUGAUUCCUGUACUGAGUUCUCAAUAAAUGUUAGCAAAACCCACCAAAGGAAGUAGUUAAAAACUGCAGAAAA
Molecule: messenger RNA, 1359 nt
Organism: Fusarium oxysporum Fo47
Lineage: Eukaryota; Fungi; Ascomycota; Sordariomycetes; Hypocreales; Nectriaceae
Exons: 3
Coding region: 70-1242 (390 amino acids)
Source: RefSeq, a predicted model, not a curated record